Messenger RNA from Ochotona curzoniae (black-lipped pika), 7350 nucleotides. It is a transcript of the gene SERTAD2, whose product is annotated as SERTA domain containing 2. Gene Ontology annotation, cellular component: nucleus. The record is from RefSeq and is a predicted model, not a curated record. Lineage: Eukaryota; Metazoa; Chordata; Mammalia; Lagomorpha; Ochotonidae. The transcript has 2 exons. Gene Ontology annotation, molecular function: transcription regulator activity. Bases 1760 to 2668 code for a protein of 302 amino acids.
AGAUGGAGAGACAGAUCUUUUAUCUGCUUGUUCACUUGCCAAAUGACUUUAAUAGCUAGGGCUGUGCCACCCAAAGGCAAGAACCUAGACUUCCCUCACAUAGGUGGCAGGUGCUAAAGGACUUGAGCCAUCCCUGCUGCCUCCCAGGAAAGGUGCAAGUUAGUGGGGAGCUGGAUGGGAAAUGGAGGCUGGAAGCUACUCCAGGGAAUAUGGGAUGCAGUUGUCGUCCUAGGCAGCAGCUUAACCUGCUGUAGCACAAUGCCCAGCCCAAGAAACACAUCUUAAGACAAACAGUUUUUGCAGUUAGAUCUUAAGAUUCAGGGUCAUGGAUAGAGAGACCCUCUGUAAAUUCCUCUGUAAAUUUUCUGCAAAAAGUCCUAAAUAAUAGUGUGUGCUUGCCUCAUGGAACAGUCACAGUUCACAGCUUGGCACCAUCCCUGGACCACACUUUGAGAAACAGUUAUUUUAGAGUGUGCAUGUAUUUGUGUACUGACACACACAUUGAAAUGUGUUAGCAUGGUUACAGUGCGAUACUACAUACAUCACUUAACCACUUUCUGUGGGAAUUGAAUGCCUUUAAAGGAGCUCUUUGGCCAAAGUGAGAUUUUUCUGAAAGUGAUUUAAAUGCUCAAAUGGUAUGCAAACACAAAUAGUGUAAUUGUGAACAGCCCUGGGUUUCAAAACCCAAUUGUCUGGUAACACUUCUGAUACAUAAAAGUAGAAAGGAUUUUGCAAAUUGAAUUAACUGCCUCCACUCAGAUUCACCCUCAAGUUUAAAUGAGCUCAGGUUCUUUGGAUAGGAAAUACCCUGUGCACAGUGGCUAUACAAAUGAACUGGUAGCGCUAAGCAGUAUGUGUGUCCCGUGUGGUGUCAGAUAAGCCAGUUGUUACCGUCAUCCUUGCCUCAGCACCUCAUUAUGGAACCUGUCUUGGGUCCUAGUGAUUGACAGCACUUUGUUAGUGUUUAUCAAAUCAGGGGGAGUGAGUCUUACAAGUACCUCCCCAGUCACCAUAAGCAUUUGCACAUCUCAAAUUGAUUCUGACAUUGAGAGUUGGCAGUUCAGCUGCCUCCUCGGAGACUGCCCUAUUGGAAACCAGUCUUUCUGGAUGGAAUUUGGGUGCACGGAUCCAUGACCUUGUGUGUCUACUUUGAGAAAUACUGCAGCUUGCUUUUAAUCCAGCACUGGAAGGAAGUUCUGUAAAGGCCUGUUCUGUCCAGCCUCGCUCCUAUAGAAUGAGACUCAAAAUCCCGGUGAAGAGAAGGUGUAGGAGGAGCUAGUCAGCGUCUUGAAGAUCAGGCUUCACUCACAAGGGCCUUCCCGCCGUGCGCAGCAGGGCCUCAGACAGGGGAGAUGUGGAGGGAUUUACGGAAGGAUUAAGUGCGGCAUGCUCCAUCGACUGGAGCAAUUCAGUAGCUAUGUGGCAUUUAGAAGGAGUACUGGGUAACUGCACAGCAGCUGCCUGUGAAGACACCAGAAAGAGUGGAUCACGUUGAGAUGAAGAUUAACACAUGUCUGUGUGUCCCGUGUGUUGUAGAGGGAUUAGAACCAUCGGACAAAGAGGGGCAACUCCGUUGAUGAAGUGGUUAGAAAGGACGGACUGUGAGGUGAAGGCUAAUACUUGAGACUGUUGUGUUUAGAACAGUCGGAGUCCAUGUGACCUUGGAGACAUUCUCUGGAAGGUGACGCCCAGCUGAAGACCAGUGCUCGCUAAGGCCAGAGCGAGAGAGGAUGCAGCCUGGGCUGUGAGCAGCAGAUAUAUGUUGGGUAAAGGAGGAAAACGUAAGUUUGAUGAGCAUGAAGAUGGGCUGGAAGGCAAAAUCGGCUCUCCCUCCGACGGUCCGUCCAAGGUGUCUUACACCUUACAGCGCCAGACUAUCUUCAACAUUUCCCUUAUGAAGCUCUACAGCCAGAGGCCCCUGACGGAGCCCAGCCUGCAAAAGACCGUGCUCAUUAACAACAUGCUCAGGCGCAUCCAGGAGGAACUGAAGCAGGAGGGCAGCCUGCGGCCCGCCUUGGGGCCCGCCGCACCGGCCGCCGCCUCCCCGCCGGGCGACAGCCUGGGCGACGCGCUGGACCCUGCGCACCCCUGCGAGCCCGGAAGCACUACGCCCCUGGAGGCCUGCCUCACGCCCGCCUCGCUGCUCGAGGAGGACGACGACACCUUUUGCACUUCCCCCGGGCCGCCCGCGGCUCCCGCCAGACUCUCCCCUGUAGCCCUCCUCCCGCCAGCGCCGCUGGAGAAGGACAGCUUUUCCUCGGCCUUGGACGAGAUCGAGGAGCUCUGUCCCACAUCUACCUCCACAGAGGCCGCCGUGGCCGCCGGCUCCACGGGGACCUCCAGCGAGGCCGCCGGCCCGAAAGGCGCCGAGGGUGACUCAAAACUCAUGGACUCUCUGCCUGGGAACUUUGAAAUCACCACAUCCACGGGUUUCCUGACAGACUUGACCCUGGACGACAUCCUGUUCGCCGACAUUGACACGUCCAUGUAUGAUUUUGACCCCUGCACUUCUGCUGCGGGGACAGCCUCGAAAAUGGCCCCCGUGUCAGCAGACGACCUCCUCAAGACCCUGGCUCCUUACAGCAGCCAGCCCGUCACCCCGAGUCAGCCUUUCAAGAUGGACCUCACGGAGCUGGACCACAUCAUGGAGGUGCUGGUGGGGUCCUAAGAGCGGGAUGCCCCCCAACCCCCAGGAGCGUUCCUUGCAGCCCUGACUGUUCUCCACACUGUGCAUGCACCCUUGCUUGCCUUCUUCAGAAGAAAGGAACGUGUCAGGAGAGGAUCACACUAGUUUUUGCUUUGAGCAGAGUUGGAGUGCCUUCAUCCCAGUAUGACCACUUUUCAAUCCACCCGUCCCCAGUGGUUCCUGAGCCCUCCCGUGUGGGGGAGGGGACAGCAUUGCUAUGUCGAAUGGCAGAAAUAACAAGUUCAAGGGAAGCACAAGGAUUAAGUCGGAAAAGCUGUAAAUUGCAUGUGCAUAUUUGUCUAUUUUUUCUAUAAGUUUUAUUGCAAGACGUGAAGAUGAAAAUAUAUAUAUAUAUAAUUUAGAUGAUCUCGGUCCCUUUUCUGGCAUUUUUUGCCCUGUAUAGGUUGACUUGGCAAUUCAGCCUUUUUAGAGGCAUUAACUACUCCUUGUUAAGUGUUGCAUUUACAUGGCUGUUUAGAAAACUGCUAUCCAAAUUUAUUUUAUAUUUUUGUACAGAUUCUGCAGUUUAUGAUAUUGUUUUUCUAAAAACAAAUGCUGUUUAUACAAUGAGAUAGCUAUUUUGAUAGGAUUUGCUCACAUAGUUCCUGCAAACUUCAGAUGUACAAGUGGCACUUGUACUUUUAUAGAGCUGUAACGUUUUCUAUAUGUGUAUGGUGCAAGGGAAAAGUGGAUCAAAUCAAUCUGCAACUGAUGUCCCCCAACACAGACACACACACACACACACACACACACACACACACACACACACACACACACAGAGCGCUUUAAUGACGGGCCAGGUGACAUCACACCCAAAGUUCUGACUUCUCCCUGCCGUGGACACCCGCCAGUACUGUGACUUCCAGAGCCAGAGCGUCAUCUGCUCCUCAGACUUGCACGGAGCACUUGGCGGGAGGGGCCGUGGAGCCCGGGCCUGAGGGGAUGGUUCCUUCAGCCCCCUCUUCCCAGGGGAAGGCUGCCUGCCCUCUUUUCUUAAGCGUGUCUUUAUGCCAAGUUUGUGCUUUUAAAUGUUUUUCUUUUUUAAUGAAAACCCAAGUCUUUCCUUUUUGGCAUAAUUUGUAUGAUGACCUGCGAUUUUACAUCUGAACAAAAUUUUCUGAAAAGCAACCAACCUCUUCAUAGGAACUAAGCCCUCUCGCAGUGCUUAGGCCUCUGCCAGAAGAUCUCCCUCGAGGGCCUCCGUCCUGUUGCUAGAUUGUCUCUUCCAGCUUCCCCUUCCCACCCCGGAGCUUCUGUUCCCUCUGUUGCUAAGAGCCGAGAACUGCUUGUCAGAAGAUCACCACCGUGAGCGCCACUGGCCUCAGCCAGCCAGAGGGGACGCACUCCCGGGACACCCAUGAGACUCUGAACCUGGAGAUCGUCGCCGGACACCAUGGCUUCCCCUUGGGUUGCUGUCCGUCUUAACCCAGCUGCUAAUGUCACUACACUUUACAAGGCUGUUUGACCCAAAUACACAGACAGGACUUUCUAUGCAUGUCUCCCCUCUGCCGCCUACCGCCGGACACACUUAAGACAUAGCUUUUCCUCCCUCACGGUGUGCGUUUAAUUUGAAGCCGUUUCCGGUGUAUCAUGCUUGGUGUCAACGUCAUGGCCUUUCCUUUCAGUUGUUUCUGUCUUCCAAUGGUACUUCGGCCGUUGAGUGCAGGUUACAACCUAUAUCGUCAUGAGGAUGGCUUCUUCUUCUUCUUUAGGAAUAACUUUUAUAUUUAUUUAAAAGUGUUUAAAUUAUGGGAUUUUGUUGUUGUUGUUGUUGUCAUUGUCCUUGUCGUUGUUCAUUUGUCAAUAUUCAGUCUCCUUUUCUGCUCGCUUCUUGCCAUGGAUAAAACUAGGUCAUUCUGGCCAAUUAAAAAAAGACAACUUUACCAAAAAAUGGCACUUUAAGCAAGCCAUAAACAGUUUUAUUUUUAUAAUGCACAUGGCAAAGCAAAUUUGUGAUGAAGGAACUGUUCAUGUAGGCAAGGGCUGCCUGUAUGAUAGGAUUAAAUUUUCCUGCAUUCUAAUGUACUUUUUUUCCACACUUGAAUGUGUUUUAAAGGCUAAUUAUCAACUCAGCAGAGCAGUGAGAAACUGAUCAAAUUGCACUUGUUCUCCUAUAAACAACCUCUGUGCAGACACCUCUUAACUACUAUACGGUGUCAUUUCCUUUGAGAGAACAGCCUAGCAUAUAAUUAAGAUGAAGGUUGUCACUGUGUUUUGUGGAGAACAAGUCUGCCCAGACUCCCUCCACGCUUCCCUAACUGCAGGACCCUGCAGACUGGCCGCAUGCUGCCACCCCCCAGUGCCACCUCAUCUCCAUUCGCAGGCAAGGGUAUUGAUUAUUCUGGACAAUAACAGAGUAAAGUAGUUGACUUGCCAUUGUUAAAAACUGAUUUACAGUAACUUAGAACAACUGUACUUUUGUUGGAUUAGUAAAUCAUGUUUUUAAACGGAUCCCGUAUGUUGGGCGACAGUUCAGAUAAACCCAGGGAGAGGGAUUGCCCAAACUUGAUUCUCUGACUUUAAUGUUUUGGGGAGUCUGGGCUUCAAAAUCAACCCCCACCCCCCCCAAACACACACACACUGCCCCCAGCAAGAACAGACAGCUGCUGUGUAACUGACAGCCUUGCCCGAGAUCCUUGAUAUUCACUAGUCUUCAGAAGAAGUGGGCAGUCAGUGGCCCAUGUUCACCAAGAGCAAAAGCAUCAGGGAUUCAAAUUCUCCCUGUCCUAUCUCCAGGAGGUGGUGGGCAUCCCAUCAGGGAAGCGGAGGAGCCGGAGUGGAGGUGGCAGGCCCAGUUGGAGUGUGGUGUGUGCUUCUGGAUGCCACCUGGCAGCAGUGCCUUUCCCUUUAUAGAAGACAUCGUGUGGCAUCCAGGGCCAGGCAGGCAGCGCGAGGUGCCUUUCUGAGGAAGACACGCUGGCUGGGGCUGGGGGAGGGCAGACAGUGAUGUGCAAUGAAAUGACAAGAUGAGAGCAGAAUCAUAAGAGCUUUGAAUUUGAAGUGAUUUUAACCCCCGUAAGUUAUUUAUUCCUUUGUUCUGUGUAAAUAUAUUUAUUUUACUGUGGAGCGCUAACAACAUCUGGAUCAUAACAUGUGCAGAAUGUAUGGUAGGAAUGUAUUCUGUAGGAAUGUAAAUCUGUAUCACCAGGGGGUCCGAACUGGGACUCCUAGGUCUUCUCAUCGUGUGCACAGUCCACGUUCACUUUUACUCUCUUCUCUAAUAUGGGUCUAUUUGAAAUAUGCAAAAGGUAUGGAUGAGGAAUGUUCUAAUACCUCCAAAAUUUUUUUUAAAAAAAUCAAGUAUCAAAGGUUUGAUAUUUUUAAAAGGUCUUUUUAGCCGCACUUUCUCUUGAUGACAGAAGAGGCAACCACAUGGGCACCCUCAUUCAUACCAAAGGAUGAGGAAUGGCCCAGAGCCGCCUGCACGCCUCUCGCGCAUGUACCAAUUGAGCUUUCAAUUAACCAUAGCCCCUCAGAGUGCCCCAACUGCCCUGAGGGCAAUCAAGGAGAAUUUCUUUACUAAAUAAGCUCCAAAGAGCCAAAGUAUCAACUUACAGGUGGUUUUUAAAACUUAAAGUUAUUAACCACCCUUGCGGUAAACAAAUGAAUUAUGAAUACCGCAAGGCAGCCUUCUUAACUUAAGUGACAUGUUAAAAAGAGAGCAACUCAGCUCUGUGCAGCGAUUGUUACUUUACUAUGACUUGUCUUAAUUCAAAACCUUUCUGUUACAAAUUGGACCUUUAUGCAUUUUUAGAAAAAGUAUGUCUGAACCUGUUCUGGCUAUUAUAAAUGGUUAGCGGCCUGUACUGCCCUUCAACAGGACAACUGCAAGGCAUACGUGUCCUAUUUAUGUACAUUGUUUUUGAUGCUCCUGAGAGUAGGUCUCUAUGGUUCUUGAACAUUCAGCCAGGAUCAAUUGCUAUUGCAGACAAAGCCACUUAUCAUUUUGGACUUCUUGGGGAUCACAAGUUAGGAAGAGAAGUGCAGUCCAUGUGUGCUAAUGACCUAGAUUUCCAAACAGAACAUGUACAUAGUGACACAUGUGGUGCAUGGUUUUUGAGAAGGGUGUUUGUUAAAAAGGAGGUAUAACCUUUUCCCCCCCACAGACCUGAGAGCUGUGCCUUUUCUAUGCAAUAUUACAGAUGUUACAUCGGAACCCAGGUGGCUGUCUUCAUGUGUAGGUUUGGGCUGUAAUCUAAACAAUUGGGCAGAUUAAAUGUACAUGGAAAUGAGCAGUCUUACUUUUGUAGUUUUAUAUUAUACAAUAAACAGUUAAAAGAUAAGAGGUGUGCCCACAGCUUUCUUUGUGCCUCACUGCUUCACUCGGCCUCUGCUGGGUGACUCCCAGGCGCCUCUGCAGCACUCGGUGUUACGGUUCCCAGACCUUGGUCUCCUGGUUCUCCCCAUGCUGCCUGCACCUCCUGUUUCUGUCUUCUGUGCCCCAGCUCCCUCGGACUGUUGCUUUUCCAGGGUUUGGCCCAUUUCCAGCUCUUCCCCGAGUCUCUGGUCCUGCCUGCUUUCCUGAGAUGCUCAAAUCUCAGGUUGUACAAAACUCAGUUCCACCCCUGCCUCUCCUGAGCUGCAUGCGGACCUCAGCAUCUGCCUAGAUUAGCCAUCUCCUGCUUGACCUUUCUGAGCCUUUCCCCAAUGGGGACUUGCCCUUC